This is a messenger RNA of Neltuma alba, 1872 nucleotides long. RefSeq names its product beta-galactosidase 7-like. Gene Ontology annotation, biological process: carbohydrate metabolic process. The transcript is spliced from 13 exons. Gene Ontology annotation, molecular function: hydrolase activity, hydrolyzing O-glycosyl compounds; carbohydrate binding. The record is from RefSeq and is a predicted model, not a curated record. Bases 1 to 1872 code for a protein of 623 amino acids. NCBI's taxonomy places the organism in Eukaryota, Viridiplantae, Streptophyta, Magnoliopsida, Fabales, Fabaceae.
AUGGCGGAGUCUUAUAAUAUUGGAGUCCCAUGGAUUAUGUGCCAACAAAGUGAUGCUCCUCAACCCAUGAUAAAUACAUGUAACGGUUAUUAUUGUGACAAGUUCACACCUAAUAAUCCCAAUAGUCCUAAGAUCUGGACUGAAAAUUGGGUAGGAUGGUUCAAAAGUUGGGGUGGGCAAGAUCCUCAUAGAACAGCUGAAGAUGUUGCCUAUGGUGUAGCCAGAUUCUAUCAAACUGGAGGAACCUUACAAAACUAUUAUAUGUAUCAUGGGGGAACCAACUUUGGUAGAACUGCUGGUGGUCCAUAUAUUACAACCUCAUAUGACUAUGAUGCUCCUCUCGAUGAAUUUGGAAAUAUUGCUCAACCAAAAUGGGGUCAUCUUAAGAAACUUCAUGAAGUUUUGAAAUCAAUUGAGAAAAACCUUGUCUAUGGCAAUGUCAACGAAACUGAUCUUGGUAAUUCUGUCAAGGCCACUGUGUAUGCGACAAAUGGAUCAUCAAGUGUGUUCUUGAGCAACAGCAACACUACUUCUGAUGCAACAGUCACAUUCAAUGGAAAGCAAUAUGUAGUUCCAGCUUGGUCUGUUAGCAUUCUUCCUGAUGGUCAAACUGAAGAGUAUAACACAGCAAAGAUUAAUGUUCAAAUUUCUGUGAAUGAACAUUGGCCAAACGAAGCUGAGAAGCAGCCAGAAUCAUUGAAGUGGGUGUGGAGGCCUGAGAAUAUUCAUGAUGCUCUCAAAGGCAAAUCUCAUUCUUCUGCAAACAAACUCAUUGAUCAAAAGGAAGUCACUAGUGAUGUCAGUGACUACCUUUGGUACAUCACCAGUCUUCAUCUUGAUAAGCAUGACCCUAUUUGGAGCCAUGAUAUGUCUCUUAGAAUCAACGCAAGUGGCCAAGUAAUUUAUGCAUAUCUCAAUGGAGAAUAUGCAGGAAACCAUUGGGCUAAAUAUGGUGUUCUUUAUGAUGAUGAAGUUGAAUUUAAGAUCAAGUUGAAUAAAGGAAAGAAUGUGAUUAGUUUGCUUAGUGUCACCACUGGAUUACAGAACUAUGGAUCGUUCUUUGACACAUGGCACACUGGUCUUGUUGGACCAAUUGAGGUGGUUGGUAAAAAAGGUGAUGAGACAAUUAUCAAGAACUUAUCUUCUCACAAGUGGCACUACAGAAUUGGAUUGGAUGGUUGGGAUAAAAAGUUCUUUAGCGAAGAGUCUAGUUCUAACACCAAAUGGGCAUCAGACCAAUUACCCAUAAACAGAAGCUUCACUUGGUACAAGACCACUUUUAAAGCUCCUCUUGGAAAAGACCCUGUGGUGGUUGAUUUAGAAGGGCUUGGAAAAGGGUUUGCUUGGGUUAAUGGUCAUAAUAUCGGUCGUUAUUGGCCAGCCUACUUGGCUGCAGAAGAUGGUUGCAGUAAUGAUCCUUGUGAUUAUCGUGGUGAAUACUCUUCCACAAAAUGCAUUUACAACUGUGCAAAGCCUACACAAAAAUGGUAUCAUGUUCCUCGAUCAUUCCUUAAAGAUGGUGAGAACACAUUAGUUUUGUUGGAGGAGAUGGGAGGAAAUCCAUCAUAUGUGAAUUUCCGAACAAUUAGUGUGGGAACUGCUUGUGGGAAUGCCUAUGAGAACCACACAUUGGAACUAUCUUGCCAGAGUCGUCCAAUUUCUGCUAUUAAAUUUGCCAGUUUUGGAGAUCCUCAAGGCACAUGUGGUUCCUUUAUCAAAGGCACAUGUGAAAGCACCAAUGAUGCUUCUUCAAUCAUAGAGAAGGCUUGUGUGGGUAAGCAGACUUGUUCCAUCGAAAUCUCAGAGAAGACCUUUGGGUCAACCAAUUGUGGAAAUAUCACCAAGAGACUUGCGGUGGAGGCAGUUUGUUAA